AUGCUGCGGUUCCUGGAGGAAAAGAUCGAGCUGGCCCACUUUUACGGGGAUGCGAAGUGGACGGCCUUGUUAGGGUCCUGGCUGGUAGCGGCGGGCUGCCUUAGGUAUCGCCACCUUCAGGUUUCCGAGCCGCGCCGUUUUUCCUCGACAGCUUUUUAUGGUCAUUGCCGUCGGGGGAAGCAGGCGCACCUGAGGAUCUCUGGGUUCGACUUCGCGAUCUGCUCCCGCUUCUCCUCCGGAUGGUCUUGGGCCGAGGCAUGGCUCCGCGAGUGGGAGGCACUCACUCCUCUGGCCAAGAAGAGAGCGGGCAUGUGCUUCAAUCGGGACGGCAAGCCCUGGGCCAUUUCUGAAAUUAACCUCGGUGUCCAGGAAAUCUUCAGCGACAUGCUUCAGGAGCCUGCGGACAUGACCACCUACAGUUGGAGGCGGCUUUUGCCGACGGUGGGCCAGCUCCUCCGAUUAUCUCCUCAGGAGCAGCUGGCACUAGGAGAUUGGGCCAGCAACAACCCGGACGGUAACCAGAUGCCCCUCCACUACAGCAGCGCUCGCUAUACGACUUCGCUUCGGUUCAAGGCACUCUCACUGGCAGCAGCAUGGGAGGUUCGUGGCUUCGAGGACUGGAGCGCUGUCACGGACACGGAGCUGGAGCGCAUUAAAGGAGCGGUCAGGAGCCAGGUCGACGAUGUGAUCGUGGGGGGCCGGACCACGAUCUACCAGGCUCCUGUGACCACCGAGGCCUUGCACCGUUCGUUGGCCUUGACCAGGACCUGGAGGCUCCGCGCUGCCAAGACAAGGGCCACAUCGGCCAAGGAGCAAGUGGCACAAAUGCCAGCCACCCUGAAUGGGAAGGUCCUGACUGCGUUCUUAAAAAACGGCCAGUCGCUUUGCGCUCGCUUUCAGCUUGGACGCUGCAACCUGGCGGAGCAUGAUUGCUCGGGAUCCCACCACCGAGCGGACGAGCCUGUGAACCACGCGGCGGAAGUCUGCUACGAUAAGAUCCGGCCAGGGUCCCUGAGCGCUGCGCAGCUCCCCGGCUUUGCCAAUCGCCGACGAGCCCGCUUCAGCAAGCUCAGCGCCGCCCUCUUCGCCGUCGACACGAUCGCCUCAGUCUUCUCCGGGGUCCUCCUCAAAGGCAGCGCCCAAUUUGAAGCCGAAAGUGAAGGCGAGGCCGAAGUCGGCUGCAAGGCCCCACCCGGAGGGGGCCACAGGGAGUGCAGAGCGCGGCCGACCUGCGUUUUUGCCGGUGCCAGGUGCAAGUCUCAGACCAUACGGCAUAACAUCGACGAGCUCGCGCAAGGCCCCCCCCUGGCAUGCCAGCAUGUGCAUGAUGCUUCGGAAUGGGAGCCUUACGCGCUUGGCGACUCCAUUGUCUACCCCAGUCACGAGGAGUCCGAGUGCACUGCCCCAGUGGCGUUCUUCCUGGCGGUCUCGGUCUCUUGGUGGGCUGCGCGGCAAGGUCUUGCCAUUGCCAAGAUCCAUCGUCUCCCCCCAUUCGAGGCGACCGGAAGAAAAGAGCAUUGGCUGCAAAUCGACCGCGAUGCGAGCUAUGCACCCCUCGCAAUAUCGCUGGGACUCCGGCCUGCUCAAAUCCCGGGCGCAGCCGAGCUCCCGGUUCGAGCCUUGGCCGAGGACACAGUGGUGGGCAAAGGUGUUUUGCCCAGCGGCUGCAUCUACGUCGGACAAGGCAACUACCAGCACAGGCUCCCCACUUCGCAGUGGCGCAGCCCUUGGGUGGCGGGCCUGAAUUGCGAUCCAGCCGAGAGGUUGACCCCAUAUGCGGAGUUCAUCCUGACCGAGCUAUGGAACGAGCUGGACCGGCUUUGCGGCAUGACACUUCUAUGCGAUUGUCCUCUCGACGUGCCAUGCGAAGCUGAUGUGUUGGCAGGCCUCCUCUUUGAUUGCCGUCGCGGGGCGGUGCCUGUCUUGUUCAGGCAGGAGGCGAUUAUCCUCCGCUUUCGCAAGCUGUUUCCAGCCGAAUGGUUUCGAGGAUUCCGCUUUCCUAUGAUCGAGGACAUCAUUAACCAGGCCCCGUUCGACUCUUUUGGCCGCUGGCUAGUCGCGCGGGGGGACGAGUGGGAGGGACCCCUCGUUCCCAUCGCGACCGAGAAGCAGCAGCGCUUUCGGCAGCGCAGGGCCGAUGGACAACAGAUUGGUGCCUCCAGCCAUCGGGCGGCAAUUCCUCCGUUGCUCCCCUUUGGCCUCACAGCGGAUGAGCAUUUCGAGCAGUCCUUGGAAUUGGGCACGCGGCCAAACCUCAUCUUUGCGGCGGAUAUGCAUGCAAAGCACAGGGGGUCCCUGCGUGCCAUUCGCCAGCAAGCCGUCGGUGCACUCAAAGAGCUCAAACGGCGAUGGGAGUCGGUCGGGGCACGGCUGCGAACACUGCAACCGAAGGCGUUGCGCGAGGCCACGCGUUAUCGAGACCUCGGCCUGACCGCCUUGCUCAUCAUCUUGACCAGCUGGGGUGAUGUUACCUACCCGUUCGGGCUUAUCCAAGGACUUCCAGCAGUCGGCUUUGCCCCGUCAUACGGUGUCUUCCCCACCCAGCAGGCUCACGUCAUCUCCUUUGAGGACGUGCUCGGUGACUGGCAGGCGCACAAUGCAGUCACCAUCCGGUCUGCAGCGGGAGCUCCGAGGGAGCUUGUUCCGGGUGAUCCCACGGUGCGUGAUCACGCAGGGCUCAGGAAGCACCGCAUCAUCGACAAUGCGGCCGAGGGAGGUCAGUCGGCCGCUUCGUCCGAUGCCAACAAGCUGGUGCUCUGUUCCCCCAUGCGUCCCGCCCAGCACCUCAGAGCAACUGUGUGCCUCAUGUCCGAGGAGGAACUUGGGCGCGCCAGGGACGAGGACGCCUGGGAGACGGGCGGCGAGGAUUGGCCGAAUGCCUAUCGUCACUCGCCAAUGUCUUCGGCGGAGGCUCGUGCCUGCGUGGUGUGUUUCUGGCAUCACGAGUGGCAACAACCGGCCUUCCAGCUGUACGCGGGAUUGUUGUUCGGUCUUCCGUUGGCCGUAACAUCUUUCAAUCGCUACUCGAGACUCGUGGAAGUUCUCGGCAGACGGCUCGUAUCGGUUCUGGUUUCCCUUUAUUUUGACGAUGCGAAUUUGGGAGACUGGGCUUCUUCUCGUGGUUCAGGCCAGUGGGCCUUCGAGCAGCUGAACGGUAUGCUGGGCACACCGUUUGCCGAGUCGAAAU
Molecule: messenger RNA, 3187 nt
Organism: Symbiodinium sp. CCMP2456
Lineage: Eukaryota; Dinophyceae; Suessiales; Symbiodiniaceae
Source: the annotation of a GenBank genome assembly